Abrus precatorius (Indian licorice) is the source of this 1041-nucleotide messenger RNA. Its product is annotated as protein RTE1-HOMOLOG. Gene Ontology annotation, biological process: regulation of ethylene-activated signaling pathway; response to ethylene. Bases 145 to 837 code for a protein of 230 amino acids. Gene Ontology annotation, cellular component: Golgi apparatus; endoplasmic reticulum. The transcript is spliced from 4 exons. Lineage: Eukaryota; Viridiplantae; Streptophyta; Magnoliopsida; Fabales; Fabaceae. The record is from RefSeq and is a predicted model, not a curated record.
AUGUAUAUUUUAGCUACAGUCCCAUCUUGCAAUGAAUCCUUGACUACUAGCAGGUAGCAGCUGCACAAGUGGCCACGCAGCGCUUCUGCUUUUGCUUCCGCUUUACAAAUUACAAGGCAAGUCAGUGUUCUCCCAACUUUUGCAAUGGAAGCAGAGUUGGAUACCGAGCCCCAGCAGUUGAUGGAACCAAGUUAUUCCCAAACUAUGGAAAUUGAUCCCAGAAGAGCUCGGUUUCCGUGUUCCAUUGUGUGGUCACCACUUCCUGUGAUCUCAUGGUUCAUUCCUUUCAUUGGUCACAUUGGCAUCUGUAGAGAGGAUGGAGUGAUAUUGGAUUUUGCGGGGCCUAAUUUUGUGUGUGUAGACAAUUUUGCUUUUGGAUCUGCCACUCGCUAUCUUCAAAUUCCCAAAGAAAAGUGUUGCAUUCCUUUAGGCCAGUCUGCGUACAAUAGUGAGGAAUGCUACAUGCAGGAUGAAACUAGAGAAGACUUGAGGACCUGGGAUGAUGCCCUACGGAAGAGCACUCAAGAAUUCCAACAUCGAUCUUACAAUCUCUUUACCUGCAACUGUCACUCGUUUGUUGCAAAUAAUUUAAACAGGUUGGGCUUCCUAUCUGGCAGAUGGAACGUAGUGAACCUUGCAAUUUUCAUUUUCUUUAAUGGACGUUGGGUCAGCAAAGCAUCUAUGCUUCGGUCUAUCAUACCAUUUGUGGUUGUAUUUUUUCUUGGAGUCACAUUUGGGGGCUUCACCUUCCUAAAGUUCUGGUUCUUCUUCACUUCCAUUCUUAUUGGUUGGUUCCUUCUUGGUACUUACUGUUUCAAGAAUCUGAUUCAGUUGUAAUAGUUUCUCUUGCUGGUACAUGUUCUACUUUGUAUAAAACAGGCUACAUUCGAAGUUGGUGAAACAUAACCAUAUUCUAUGUAUUCAGAUGAUUUUUGUUGUUAAAGGAGCUGAAAAACCGGUGCAAAAGACCUGCCGCGUAAAACACAAAUGUUCGCCACCAUCUUACAUGCAUAUACGACUAUGAACACGCUUUCUGCCAGC